Messenger RNA from Paramecium sonneborni, 1184 nucleotides. The record is from the annotation of a GenBank genome assembly. Lineage: Eukaryota; Ciliophora; Oligohymenophorea; Peniculida; Parameciidae.
CAAUUAUUCUGUCAAUGAAAAGUCUCAGAUCUGAAGAACCUCUAAGUACAACUUCUAAAAACAAAGGAUUUGUUUUCGAUAUUGGGAAUCAAAGUACAACAAGAGUACAUAAAAGUAUAUUAGCAUUAGAAAUAAUAAAAAAUUCCAUUUCAAUUGAACUCAUUAAACACAGAAGAGUGCGAUAAUGAUACAUAUAGGAGUCAAUAGGCCUUUAAAAAGUUAAAAAAUCUUGAAUUUUAAAAUGAUUUAUUUAUGAUGGAAAUGUAACAUGCUUAGAGAAGAAAGGAGGCUGAAUCUAAUCGAUUGAAGUUUUAAUUAUCUUCAAUAAAAUCAGACAUUGAUUUUAUGAAAAGUUAAUUAUAAUCUCCAGUUGCAAAGGCAAAACCUAAACGCAAACGUUCUAAAUCAAUCGAUAGUGAAUAGUCCUCAGAUUAAAGUAGCAGUAGUAGUAGUGAUAAUAGUUUUAUCAAAUGUCCAAUUAAGUUUAAACAUUAUGAACCAAUAUAAAAAGAAUAAGUGAAAGUAGAUAGGUAUAAAAUAUAUUUAAGUAGUUAUGAUACUAUAGCCAAAAGAUUUUAAAAGUUAUUUUAAAUAAGUGAUGCAAAUGAAAAGUUGAAUUGGAUGGUAAAAUAAUACUUUAACUCAUUCCACUCUAUUUAAUUGGAUUUAUAGAAUAAUUUGUUGCCAAUAUUAUUAGAAAAUACUUUAAAAUUGUUGAUUGAAAUAAUAGAAAAAUUGAAUUCAAUAAAAUUGGACACAUUGUCAUUUAAAUCAUUCGAUCCAUUUCAAAAUGGGGAAAAAAAUAACAAAAGAUAUUCAAGUGAUUUAGAUGUAGAUACAAUUAAUCAAGAGUAUCAAUUUUAAGGAACUCAUAUUUUGACAGAUUAUUCUUAAAAGUUUACUGAGUAGCCUUUAAAAAACUAAUUUUCAACUCCAUAGUAUAAAUAAUAACAACCAGAAUAAUAAUAAUCAGCUCGAUAAUUAUAAAACAUGAUGAAAUCAAAACCAGAUAUUAGUUGCCAGACAAGCAAUAAUUAAACUCUGGAUAAGAAAGUUAGUAUAAGUGAAAGAAGUUAAAAAAAAACAAGUAAUAAUUUUAAGAUUGUUAUAGCUUCAAAGUGUUAGCUAAUGCCUAGUUUAAAGAAUAGACAAAAAUGAAGAUUGAUUUGAUUUUCGAAUAUUAC